AUGGAUUCUGCUGUGUUAAAGGUGAAACCAAAAUCAAAAUCAAGGUUUGUGGAGGUAAUCGAUAUUGUAGAGAAAUCACCAUGCGGUCGAUACACAAGGAGCAGCGAAAUCUUGGGUUCAGGAGCAUUCAAGGACGUGUACAAAGGGUUUGAUCAAGUUCAUGGAAUAGAGAUUGCUUGGAAUCAGAUUUGCAUAGAUCGAGACGAUGCUUUCCGGUCUCCGGAAAAUCAAGAACGUUUAUGCUUGGAGGCUCUCUUGUUACAAACGUUGAAACAUGAGAAUAUAAUGAAUUGUUACUGCUAUUGGGUCGAUGAUAAAACCAAUACUAUAAACAUAAUCACCGAGUUCUGUAGUUCUGGGAGCUUGAGGCAGUACAGUAAAAAGAAUCAGACUAGUGUUGAUAUGAAGGCCAUCAAGAACUGGGCCAUUCAGAUUCUUCAAGGUUUACACUAUCUCCAUACUCGCAAUCCUCCUGUCAUUCACAGAGACAUAAAGUCCGAUAACAUUUUGGUCAAUGGGGAAAACGGAGGAGAGGUUAAAAUCGGAGAUUUUGGGUUGGCCACCGUCAUGCAGGACGGUCCGGCGCAAACGGUCGUUGGAACGCCGCAGUUCAUGGCGCCGGAGUUUUACGACGAGGAAUACAAUGAACUUGUGGACAUAUAUGCUUUUGGGAUGUGCAUGUUGGAGUUGAUUAGUGGUGAGUACCCUUAUAGUGAAUGUGAAAAUCAGUUACAGAUAUACAAGAAAGUUGUAUCUGGUAUAAAACCUGUUUGCUUUGAAAAAGUUGAGGAUACCCAAGUGAAGGAGUUCAUAGAGAAGUGUUUGGUUGAUGCAUCUGAGAGAUUAUCUGCAGUGGAGCUCUUGAAAGAUCCGUUUCUUUCAUCUGAAAAUUUGGAUGGGUAUUUACUUGAAUCUUUGGAGAUACCCUCAAGUGAUAAGCCCAGUCUUAAUUCUCUAAUCUCCAUGGUCAUAGACCCCAGCUCAUGCGAGGAUUGUUCUAAAGUUCACAAUGACUUAAACUCAUUGUGUCGUUCUGAACAUGGCGGUGAAGAUAUGGGUGUUUUCAAGGAUUUGAAGGUCUGUUUUGAUGAUUCAUGUGGUGCCAUAUCUAAACGCCUGAGCUUGAGGGUGUCUUGUUUAUCAGUGGAGGAGAGUGAAGAUGAAGAUGAGUGCUAUGGCUUGAAGAUGGAGCUUGAUGCUAUGGAUAUGCAGAAUCUGUACCCGCAUAGGAAAUUGUAUGGUAUGCUCGCAAAGCUAGUUUAUUGA
Messenger RNA from Ilex paraguariensis (yerba mate), 1266 nucleotides. The record is from the annotation of a GenBank genome assembly. NCBI's taxonomy places the organism in Eukaryota, Viridiplantae, Streptophyta, Magnoliopsida, Aquifoliales, Aquifoliaceae.